GGGAUUCAAUUUUCUUAUAUUUACAAGAUUGACCCUCCGUGUUUGAAAUAUUACAUAAUUACCAAGUUUCAACGCCAAAAACCUCCCGCCUUCGACUUGACUUCAACCUCUUCGUCUAUUCGUCUUUUUUUGUCGUUGAAGCCGUGACUUGCCGGCACUGACCGGAGUCAUCAGCAACUCGCUCACUUGCUGCCGUUUUCUACUUUCUGUUUUAUGUUGUUAUUGCGCCAUUACCGCAGAGUUAUAUGUUGGCGUAGAAUUUAGCGAGGUAGGGUUGGGGAUUGAAGUGUAUAAACGUUUUGAAAAUGGAGAAGAAGCACCAGAUUGAUUCUCCGCUUAACUCCAGCCUGAUUGAUCUGAAAAAGUCGUUCAAGCUCGCCGUUCGCUCUCUCCUGACUUCCUGUUCCAGGGAGGAGUUUCGGGAAUGCUUUUCGGGAUUUACGACCGCGGAGCAAGAAAAUCUUCACAGUCUAUUCGUUCAGGUUAUAACUUCUUUGCAUGGAAACAUAGAGGACGAGUUUGAGUCAUUAUGUAUUGAAACCCAGGUAGGACGUGUACUUGAUAAUGUUGAACAACUUUUGGAAGAACAAGAUCUAGAUCCAUUGUACUCCAAGAAGACUAAUAUAAUGGAUAUUGCUGAUUAUCUGUCCAUCACAAAGAAGAAUGAGAUCCAACACUUGAAGGACAUGCUGAAAACGUCUGAGGAACAGAACCGGCAUAUUCAAGCCCGUAUCGAUGUCCUUAAGAAAGGAGUGGAAGAUGCCUCGGGCAUGGCUGAUGCUGUUGAGAAGCUAAGAAUCAGAUGCAGAGCUUCUGCAGCUGAUGGUGAUAACGGGACCUGCGACACAUGACUCGCUGCUGCCUGUUGCCAUUCUAUUUGAUUUCGUCCCGUUAAAUGCAUCUGGGAUUGGCGUUGAAUAAUGAGGUCAGUAUGUAAUUCAGUAGAUUUCUUUAUGUGUAAAUUUCUUCAGCUUAGCUCAAGCUUAAUAUGUUUUAUGUUGUGGAUCAUGUGUUCUUCUGUCAAUUCAACCGCUCUGUCUUUCUAUAAGAAAAAUCUGUAUAUGGCUUUUGUUUUUCC
Messenger RNA from Cucurbita maxima (winter squash), 1078 nucleotides. RefSeq lists its product as uncharacterized. Gene Ontology annotation, biological process: chromosome segregation. The record is from RefSeq and is a predicted model, not a curated record. Gene Ontology annotation, cellular component: MIS12/MIND type complex. The coding region runs from base 306 to 851 and encodes 181 amino acids. Lineage: Eukaryota; Viridiplantae; Streptophyta; Magnoliopsida; Cucurbitales; Cucurbitaceae. The transcript is spliced from 8 exons.